AUGUUUUCCUUCAGCCGGAGACCGUCAACUGAGGCCAUCCACACACGUCUUGAAAUCGAGCUACAACUCGACAUGGUGACUAGUCGACGAUCCACCAAGACUGCGAUACUCCGGACAGGCGGUCCCAGCCUCGGCCAGAUCCCAUCAAAGGUCCAGGUCAUAGUACCAAAGCUUUCUUCUCCCCCGUCGGCCAGACAAUUAAUCAGCUCCCACCCCUUUCAUCUUUUCGCCACGAUACUUUCCGGCCAAUCAGAUGCAUCUCCACGGACCGGUAGACACGUCGCCCAACUGCAAGAUGCCCCCGAAUGUACUAAUUGCUCGGGCAGCUGGUGGGCCUGUGGAGACGGGGCGGCCAUCAAGUGCUGCCAAAAACAAGGAACCGUCACCAGCGAUACCCCCAAACUUGUGAGUGUGCAUAACAAUUCGCGGGGCUUUGUUGGCCCCACGCGAAUGCCGUUUGAUCCGGUCCACCGGAGACCCUUGUCUGUCUGCUUGUCAAAAGUCUGUAGCGAAAUGGCGAAGCAACAAGCGGUACGAUUAAUCAUUUUCAUCAGCCACCGCUGA
Messenger RNA from Protopolystoma xenopodis, 564 nucleotides. The record is from the annotation of a GenBank genome assembly. NCBI's taxonomy places the organism in Eukaryota, Metazoa, Platyhelminthes, Monogenea, Polystomatidea, Polystomatidae.